ACUAAAAUUGGUGGGAAUGUGUAUUUUCUGGGUUUCGUUAGAUUUCGGUAUAAAGUAAGUUCAAAAGGUUUUAUUCAGUUAUUUAAUUUAAGAUUGAUAAUUAAUAUGUCCGAUGAUGAGGACAUCCAGUAUGUUAAAAGGCAGCGCACACUGCAUUACGGUUCUCUGGAAGAAGUAGAGAGAAAGCGCCAGACAGCUGCUAUUGCGGGAGCAAGCUCCACAGCCACUGCAUCUACUUCAAGUGGUGUUGCGGUUACCAAUCAACUCGAAGAUAUCGAAUCUGAUGAAGAUUACGAGGAGGUGAAAAAACCGACGGCGCCAACGUUACCGCCGACUUCUGGUGCUUUAGCUAAUAAGAUCGAUGACGACUAUUUUGACUUAGAAACAGAAGUAGCGAAAGACAAAGAAGCGCUACUAAAAGAAUUUGAACGCAAAAAACGUGCACGUCAAAUAAACGUUUCCACCGAUGAUGCGGAAAUAAAAGCUAAUUUGCGACAGUUAAAUGAACCGAUAUGCUACUUUGGGGAGGGUCCAGCAGAAAGACGGCGCCGUUUAAAAGAGUUGUUAGCUAGCUUAGGGGAAAAUGCGAUUAAGCAAAAACAAACCGAAGAGGAAGAGCGAAAACAACUUCAGAAAGAACAAGAAACAACAUGGUACCACGAAGGACCGGAGGCCUUACGCGUGGCAAGAAUAUGGAUUGCAGAUUACUCCCUGCCAAGAGCAAAAACACGUCUAGAACAUGCGCGAUCUCUACUAGAUGUACCAAGCGCAACACGCGCUGGCCGAUUAGUAGAGCUUCAAAAGCGUUUACAUGCCUUAGCACCGCAAUGCAGUCAAGUGGGAGAUACACGUCCAGUAAGUGGAGUAGCGUUUAGUGAAGACUCUAAAUUUAUUUUGACUUCGUCAUGGUCCGGAUUGUGCAAAGUUUGGACAGUACCAGAUUGUAAGCUGAUGUUAACACUUCGAGGUCAUGCAAGUUAUGUUGGUGGUGUAGCAUUUCGACCAGGCGUGACGCAAGAUGAUAAAAAUGUUGUAGCAAUGGCUUCUGGUGGUCAUGAUGGAGCAGUGAAAUUGUGGGGCUUCAAUUCGGAAGAAUCUUUAGCAGAUAUAACAGGGCAUAUGCCACAUAGAGUUUCCAAAUUAGGGUUUCAUCCAUCUGGUCGUUUUCUAGCAACAGCUUGUUAUGACUCCUCUUGGCGCCUAUGGGACUUGGAACAAAAAACUGAAGUCCUGCAUCAAGAGGGGCAUGCCAAAGCAGUUCAUAGCCUUAGCUUUCAAAUCGAUGGCAGUGUCAUCGUGACUGGUGGACUUGACGCAUUUGGACGUGUAUGGGAUCUAAGAACAGGCCGUUGCGUAAUGUUUCUCGAAGGUCAUCUGGGCUCAAUUUUUGGCGUUGAUUUCUCACCAAAUGGAUUUCAUAUUGCUACUGGUUCACAGGACAAUACUUGCAAAAUUUGGGACUUACGUCGUCGACAGCCAGUUUAUACGAUUCCUGCACAUACAAACCUAAUAUCAGAUGUUAAAUACCAGCGAGAUGGUGGCAGUUUUCUGGUUACAUCCUCCUAUGAUUGCACCACAAAAAUUUGGUCAAAUAAAACUUGGCAGCCGUUAAAAACAUUAUUGGGACAUGAUGGCAAAAUAAUGGCUGUUGACAUCUCACCCGACUCGCAACAUAUUGUAACGGCGUCUUUCGAUCGUACCUUCAAAGUGUGGGCAUCGGAGAGCUGAUGCUAAAAGCAAACUUUAUUUUUUUGCCUUUUGACAUUUUGGUAUCGUUUUUUGUUUAUGAAAAAAAAGAUACAUACUUAAUUUUCGUACUGUUGAAUAUAAUAACGUUAACACUGUUAGAUUACUCAAUUUUUUGUUAGCUUGCUUUGCGAGUAACAAGUGCAUUUCGUGUAACUUUUGAUUCGAUGACAAUAGACCAAUUAACAUUUUAUCGAA
Bactrocera tryoni is the source of this 1944-nucleotide messenger RNA. It is a transcript of the gene U4-U6-60K, whose product is annotated as U4/U6 small nuclear ribonucleoprotein Prp4. Lineage: Eukaryota; Metazoa; Arthropoda; Insecta; Diptera; Tephritidae. Gene Ontology annotation, molecular function: U4 snRNA binding; U6 snRNA binding; protein binding. The record is from RefSeq and is a predicted model, not a curated record. Bases 106 to 1728 code for a protein of 540 amino acids. Gene Ontology annotation, biological process: mRNA splicing, via spliceosome. The transcript is spliced from 2 exons. Gene Ontology annotation, cellular component: U4/U6 x U5 tri-snRNP complex.